Molecule: messenger RNA, 799 nt
Organism: Cokeromyces recurvatus
Lineage: Eukaryota; Fungi; Mucoromycota; Mucoromycetes; Mucorales; Mucoraceae
Exons: 6
Coding region: 57-761 (234 amino acids)
Biological process (GO): tetrahydrobiopterin biosynthetic process; L-phenylalanine catabolic process
Cellular component (GO): cytoplasm
Molecular function (GO): 6,7-dihydropteridine reductase activity; NADH binding; NADPH binding
Source: RefSeq, a predicted model, not a curated record
UCUUCUUUUCCUUUUUCUUUCUUUUUACGUGUAAAAUAAAAACAAAAAUAAAAAAAAUGAGUAAACUUCUUGUUUAUGGUGGUGCUGGUGCUUUGGGUCGUUGUCUUGUUCAACAUUUCAAAUUAAAAGGAUAUACUGUCAUUAACGUUGAUUUGGUCGAGAAUCAAGAUGCUGAUUUUAAUACAUUAACAACAGGCUUCGGUUCAUUACAUGAACAAGGGGAAAUGAUUAAUGAAUCUAUUUUAAAAGUAUUAGAUUCAGAGGAGAAAUUAUGUGGUAUUUUGUGUGUAGCAGGUGGUUGGGCAGGAGGAAAUUCAGCAAGUGAAGAUUUUUUAAAAACUUCUGAGUUAAUGAUCCAUCAAAGUGUCAAUUCUUCUUUAAUUGCCGCUCAUCUAGCUUCCAAGCAUCUUCAACCUGGUGGAUUACUUACAAUGGUAGGAGCAUUGGCUGCAAUAAAUGAAACUCCUGGAAUGAUGGGUUACGGUAUAGCAAAGUCUGCUGUUCAUCAUCUAGUAAAAAAUUUAGCUGCACCUAAUAGUGGUCUUCCUACGGGUUGUAAAGUGGCCGCUUUAUUACCAAUUACAAUUGAUACACCUAUGAAUAGAAAAUUUAUGUCUAAUGCUGAUUUCACUACCUGGACUUCACCUGAAGUUAUUGCAAGUCAAUUAGAAGGCUAUCUUACAAAAGCUCUUCCUUUAACAAGUGGUAAACUUAUCAGUGUUAUUACAAAAGGAGGAGUUACCACCUUUGAUGAAAUUUAAAUAAAAAUUUUAUAUUUGUAUUUUGCUAUUGCAUAUAA